AACGCCGUGCACUCUAAAUCGAAAGGAAGGCCUCUCGAUCUCUCCUCUCCUCUCCUCUCCUCUCCCCUCUGCGAUCGAGCUUGUCCGGAGAUAUGAAGCUUCGAAUUCGCUCCGUGGCGUCGAAGGAGACGCUGAGGAUCCAAGCCCCCGACCCCUCCUCUCUCCACAACCUCAAAACCCUCAUCGCACGCGCCCUCUCUUCCUCCUCCUCGAUCUCGAUCCCGCCGGGGUCAAUCCGCCUCUCCCUUAACCGCAAGGACGAGCUCCUUCCUUCCUCUCCCCACGACUCGCUCCACUCACUCGGCCUCACCGCCGGAGAUCUUAUCUUCUUCUCUAUCGUCCCUGACUCCCAAACCCUAGCCCCGUCCCCCUCCUCGGCCCCGGCUCCGGAGGAAACCGUGGAAAGCUCGAAUCUUGCCCCAGUUCCUCCGCCAGAGACCCCCAGUGCCGUGGAUGAUACGCCGUUCGGCCUGAGCGCUCAAACUCUAAACUUUUCCUCUUCCUCUGUCGCCGCUUCAGUGGAAAUUGCGGAAAGCUCGAAUCUUUCGCCGGUGUCGACGCAGAAUAACCCCAGUGCCAUAGCGGCAGAUUUGACUUCACCUCAAGCCGAGGUGGUUCAACAAGAUGAUGUCAUGGCAUUAGACGUAGAGCCCGUUGUCGUGGGGAAGUCUCUGGCAGUUCCAUGUUUUCUUAAGAGGGUCAUCGAAGCCGAGAAGGGAGAAGCCGAGGGUCUUCUGGGUCGCCUGGUCAUCACCUUCCAUGCUGCUUUUCUCGAGUCUGGAUUCGUGGUCAGUGGCGGUGGCGGUGGCCGUGGAUCCCGAUUUCCCGGAGGAUGUCCAUCAAAAGCUGCUACUUUUUCCGUUCGAUACACUCUUCCUGAGCUCGUGGGUGCCGUUGACGGAAGGGACGUCAAAGUGGCAAUUUUGAGGUUCUCGAUGAUGGGGAAUUAUGCGACUGUUUAUGGAUUUCUGAACGGAGAUCAUCAGGAUGUGUACCGAGUGUGUAUUGAUCUGUCAAAGCUGGCACCUUUGUUAUCUUUAUCUAUGGAUUCUCUGAGCAAACAAGAAGAAAAGGAGGUUUUUGGACUAUGGAAGGUUGUGAAAGAUGGACUCACGUUGCCUCUCCUUAUUGAUAUAUGCCAGAAGAAUGGGCUACCUUCUCCCACAUGCUUCAUGCGCCUUCCAACUGAUCUCAAGAUCAAGAUUCUGGAGUUUGUUUCGGGCAUUGAUGUUGCAAAGAUUGGGUGCACUUGUUCUGAGUUGCGGUAUCUGUCAUCGAAUGAUGAUCUUUGGAAGCUGAGGUUUCUUGAGGAGUUUGGGUCGGUGAAUGAGAGGGUACUCGUGGGCAGAAGCUGGAAAGACAAGUAUGUGAAUUACUGGGUGAGGAGGAAGGAAGCUGAGAAGAUGAUAACAGAAAGGGCGAACCUAUUUCGCAGGCCCAGUGUUAUUUUGCGUAGGUUUAACCCAGCUGGUACCCUGAGGCUUCCUGUGCAAGGUGGAGAUUAUGACAGGUUCCCUGCAAUUGGUGGUUUUGCCCCAGGGGUUCUGGGAUUAGGAGUUCCACGUCUGCCCGCUCGAAGAAACUUUUCACCUGACUGUAAUCUUGGAGGAAAUGAUGCAGCUUUUGCAGAUUGCAAAUGUUAUGAAGUCAUCUUGCAGUAGUUUCAAGUGUUCGCAACUGAUCCACAGCCAUCCAUAUGAACACUAGCUGUUUUGUCUUGUGCAUUCUUUAGCCUCUCUGCAUCGGGUGGGAACUAAUUUAGAGUGCCUGAGAUGUGUUGCAGUUCUGGUGAACCCCUGCUCGAUGAGCACAGCUGAUGGAUGAGAGCUUAUUCUGUCUGGCCUGCUGUUAUGGGAAUCCCUGCUUGAUGAGCUUAUUCUACUUCUUAGUUGUUCUUGUCUAGUCUGAUGAACACAGCUAGCUCUCUGAUGCUUUGUGGUGUGGGCUUCCAUCUGUCUUCCCUCCCUCCUGAUUUAAACCCAAAAUUCUUGCUUGUGAUGUGUUCGAUUACGGAUGUAAUUGGAGUGAGAGAUUGUCCAUCGGAUCUGUGUGCUACUCGUUAUCAAGACCUGAGUCAAUGUCACGGACCAAAAUGUUUAAACGAGAGUUAACUUAGUAAAUCCAUCACGUCCUUAUAAGUCAA
Musa acuminata AAA Group (dessert banana) is the source of this 2143-nucleotide messenger RNA. Its product is annotated as F-box protein SKIP22-like. Gene Ontology annotation, molecular function: protein binding. Lineage: Eukaryota; Viridiplantae; Streptophyta; Magnoliopsida; Zingiberales; Musaceae. The transcript is spliced from 3 exons. Bases 93 to 1661 code for a protein of 522 amino acids. The record is from RefSeq and is a predicted model, not a curated record.